Messenger RNA from Bemisia tabaci, 4214 nucleotides. Lineage: Eukaryota; Metazoa; Arthropoda; Insecta; Hemiptera; Aleyrodidae. The record is from RefSeq and is a predicted model, not a curated record.
UAUCGGAUGGUGUCAGCGGACGAGGAGCCUGCCUGGCGUCGGCAGGAGAGGCGGAGAGGCCCGUCUGCACCUCUAUUGGCACGGUCCACAUUCUAAACUGCCUUGACAGUUUAGUAUAUGAGCCGCCGAUUUAUCGGAUCUCUUUGAUUGUUGGGGGUUUCUUUUUGAGUUUUCCGGGUAUUUUUAAAGUGUGUCCCCACCCGGGACCCCAUUCCCUCUUGCUGAUCCCGAAUGUGCGCCAGGGGAAGGGGGAUCAAGGUUAUUUUCGGGAACGGUCCAUAUACUAAACUAUAGCCCUCUUGGAAUCUGCGUCAGAUGUUGACUGAAUCAUCUUUGCUCGUGUUUUGAUAAGAUACUUCAAAUCAAAGUCUUUCGCAUUGACCUCUGCAGAAGAGAUGAUCAAGCUGUCUCAAAUUUUAUUUCUUGCCUGACUGUACUCAGAUAAGUUGUAAAAUUGGAUUUGGUUAGAAUGGACCCUCAACAUGUGAGAAUCCCAAUGCAUGAGAAUGUCUCAAUGGGGAAACAGCCGACUGUGAAUGUUUUGUGCUUGGAUGUCACACGCUGCUCUAAAACUUUACAGUUCUUGCUAUGCACACUGGGAGUCUUUGUUUUGUAUCUAUUGUACGGUUACCUUCAAGAGUUUAUUUUCCAAAUCGAAGGAUUCAAGCCGUUUGGAUGGUAUUUGACUUUGAUACAGUUUGGGUUGUACACAAUAUUUGGUUGGAUUGAAUGCACGUUAUCCAAUACAGUGCGCAGGGUUCCAUUUUCAGUCUAUGCAUUACUUGCCUUUCUCACCUUGGGCACUAUGGGAUUCUCCAACUCAUCCCUUGGAUACCUCAAUUACCCAACUCAAGUCAUUUUCAAAUGUUGCAAGCUAGUACCAGUCAUGUUAGGGGGAAUCCUCAUUCAGAGAAAGGUUUUCUCAAAAGUGGACUCCGCUGCUGCCUGCUGCAUGUGUAUAGGGUUGAUUGCUUUUAUUUUAGCUGAUAGCAAGGUCUCUCCUGUCUUUAGUCUAAUAGGUGUAUUUAUGAUCUCAUUUGCUUUGCUUUGUGAUGCUGCAAUAGGGAACGUUCAAGAAAAAGCAAUCAAACAGUAUGGCGCAACGAAUGCUGAAAUUGUUUACUACUCUUAUUCUAUUGGAUUUAUUUACUUAUUUUUUAUCAUGCUAAUCUCUGGAAAUCUACAUUCAGGGUUCGCUUUCUGUCGGGAAAAACCAUCUGUAUAUUUCUACGCUUUUCUUUUUUCUAUAUCAGGGUAUCUUGGAAUCCAAAUCGUCCUGACAUUGGUCAGAACAUGUGAUGCUCUAACAGCCGUCACCGUAACUACUUGCCGUAAAGCUGUAACAAUAGCCCUCUCGUUCAUUUUGUUUGAUAAACCAUUCACAAUUCGGUAUCUCUGGUCCUCUCUUUUAAUUCUGCUUGGAAUUUACUUAAACAUUUGCAGCAAGAAUCCAGCUCUCAUGAAAUCUCUCAUAGACCUUCGAAAUAGUGUUCCUUUAUGGAGAGAGUUGCCUCUUACUACUAGAAAAAGGAAAAUCACACUGUUGUCAAAUGUGUAAAGGGUUUUACUGCGCAUGUUUGAAUCUGCUCAAUAACUUAGCCACCACUAAAUGAAUUGGCGUGUAUGUCAAGGCUGCUCUUCUGAGUGGAGGAUUUAAAAUCCCAACACAAUGGAUCAGGAAUAUUGUGAGUGAAAUUGAUCCUGAAGGCCUGAUCGAAAGAGUUCUAAAACCCAAGAUACCAAGGGGAGUGUAUUGGGUAUCGAGAGCUAUUUAUUUGUUGUAAGUAGUUAUUCUCCGAUACUGAGUUUUCCAUUUUCAUUCCUUUUAUACGAGGGUCAUCCAAAAAGUAAGGUUCCCUACCUUGUAUCUUCCGAACGAAAAGAGAUAAAUCCAAUCGGUAAAAAGACAUGUAUUAGACAUAUUCUAAGCUAUAAAACAAGCCCAAGUCUUAAAAAAUCGGUUGAGGAGUUCGUGAGAAAACUCAAUUUUACGAAGGCAACCUCCUGUCACCGCGUGCCCACCUUCGGGGUCAGGAUGCGCGGAGAGUCGAUCAUUUUAGACUCGGGUAUUCGACUCUAAACAUCACAUCAAAAAGGCAUUUAAAAGUUUUCAUUGAGUAAGUCUUACCUUACUUUUUGACGUAGUCAUCACAUCUUGUUUUGACAUUUCUGGUAUCAUUACAGCAGCUUCUUGAUGCCGUCCGCGUUAAAGCUCUCGCCUUGGCUCCGAAACCAGUCAUUGACAGCGAUCUGUACCUAUGAAUUGGUUGGCAGUCGCUUUUCAUCGUGGAAGUUUUUCCGCUCGGAAACAGAUGUAAGUCACAUAAGGCUAAAUUAAGAGCGUAUGGGGGAAUAGGGGGAAAAUUUCCCGAGCAAAGCAACUGAUUUGGAAGUGCAGAUCGCUGUCAAUGACUGGUUUCGGAGCCAAGGUGAGAGCUUUUACGUGGACGGCAUCGAGAAGCUGCUUUAAUGAUACCAGAAAUGUCAAAACAAGAUGUGAUGACUAUGUCAAAAAGUAAGACUUAUUCAAUGAAAACUUUUAAAUUCCUCUUUGAUGUGAUGUUUAGAGGCGAAUACCCGAGUCUGAAAUAAUGGACUCUCCGUGCAUUCUGGCCCCGAAGGUGAGCAUGCGGCGCACGGUGUGGCGAGAGGCCAGGUUGCCCGGACAUGCGCUCGACCACUUGCAUUUUGCUGUCAACUUUGGCUUUAGAACGCAUUAUUUUGAAGCAAGGAGUAUCUGCCAGGGGCAAUUUUUGUCGAAGAUUUCAAAUCUGCCUUUACUUUUAUUAUUUGAGUGAUGAAAAUCCGAGAAAAAUUGCUGUUCACAUAAGGUGUUCCUGAAAAAUACUGAAAACAUUGAUUUCCACUUUGAAACCGUGGCUUUAGAACGCAUCAUUAUGAAUUCAGGAGCAUGAUUUAUUGCAUUUGCAAUGCAAUUUUUUGUUGUAAAUUUCAAAUGUGCCUUUACUUUUACCAUUUGAGUGAUGAAUAUCCAAGAAAAAUUGUUAUUUCCAUAAGGUGUUUUUGAAAAAUACUAAAAAUAUAGAUUUCCACCUCGCAAAUGAAUACAUUUCUAUAAUUUAAACGUUCGACACUUCUUAAAAUAUUUGCAACAGUCCCUCUCUCUUUCUAUCUGGCUUUAUAAGCAACAUUGUAAAUAUUCAUUUUUGUUAAUCUUAAUACUGCAGUUUAAUAUAGGAACCAAAAAAAUUGAAUAAAAUAUAGAAGAAAUGAGAUUUUAAACAACAUCUCUAUUUGCCCUUCAUGACCAAACAAAACUUUAACUCUCAACUACCUACUUCAUCCACCACUACAUCCAGCUAAUUAGCUACAUCCAGCUUAAUUCAUCAAUAUGAAUUAUUUUUAUUUUAAUUUUUGGAAAAAUUAAUUAGACUAAAAUUUGUAAUAAGUCUAUAUUUACUAUAUUAGUACUAUUCAUAUUGACUUUCUACCCGUGAACUUUCAUGAUAUUCUACUUGAUAUUCGAAAUUUCUAUAAUUGUCGUGUUAAGAAUUAUUAUAACAUGAUGAUACCAACCAGAGUGAGUAGAAGGCACAUUAUUUAACCACAGUUCUAACUUCAGACAGUUCUAGGCUAGAUUUAAGGCUACAUGAUAGUAUUGAAAAAUAAUCAGCAGCUUGCAUAGAGGAAGAUUAUAUCAUUGGAAAAGGUCUCAUUAAAUUUUAGAUUAGGCUGAAGAAUGCACAAACAUUGGUGUGUUUUUAGAGGAAAUUUUAGAUUACCGACUUAGCGGACUUUAGAGGCCUUUACCAUCAAGAAGGGGGAUGAAAAUUUAAAAACUAUCAUCAAAUCCUUAUAAUAUGGUACUCGUAGAACACAUUUCCGGUCCUAAACAUUCACAAUUCCGGAAUCGCCAAUGUCCCACAUUUUAACCAUAUCGCCACACCGUGCGGCAACAGGAGGUUACCUUCAUAAUCACAAAAAAAUGAUUGCACCGCUGUCACGUUAGCGUUAAGAAAACUAUCAAACCAUUUAUGAUACCCUAUGGAGACUCUAAUUCCUUUAUCUCUAUUUGUUAUGCGUGUUGGAUAGUGAUGUCAUGUCAUCAUGACGUCACUACCUAUCGUCUCUCACCGAUGGUCAUCAUCCAUCAACGAGGCAUUCGCCAUCCUUGCUCCUGCUUGCUUGUGAUCAUGUUCUGUAUUUGUGCCUGUUGAAUAUUUGCAUUUUCUAAUAAAAUGCCUUAGUCUCAA